This is a messenger RNA of Cicer arietinum (chickpea), 1057 nucleotides long. RefSeq lists its product as uncharacterized. The record is from RefSeq and is a predicted model, not a curated record. NCBI's taxonomy places the organism in Eukaryota, Viridiplantae, Streptophyta, Magnoliopsida, Fabales, Fabaceae.
UCAUGGAUACUAAAGCAUCAGUAGUGGAAUUUCAACAUUUUCUUAUAUUAUGGCAACUUCGAAAGUUCUAAGUAUUGUUUUCUUUGUGUUGUUGGGUUUAGGCAUAUGCUCUGCCGCUAGAACACUCCUCACCAUUGGUGCAGGUGUCCAUGGUGACAUUGGUGUAAGUGGAGGUGGAGGUGGAGGUUAUGGUGGUGGUGGAGGGAAUGGUGGUGUAGAUGGAUAUGGAGGAGGAGCUGGUGGAGGUGAAGGUGCAGGUGGUGGAUAUGGAGGUGCUGCUUUUGGUGGCGGCGGAGGAGGAAGUGGAGGUGGCGGUGGUGGUGGUGCGGCUCAAGGUGGUGGAUAUGGUGGAGGAGCUGGCAAAGGUGGUGGGGAAGGAUAUGGUGGAGGUGCAUCACAUGGCGGUGGUUAUGCUGGUGGUGGUGGAGGUGGUAGCGGUGGAGGAGGAGGAGGUGGUGCAGGAGGUGCUGGUGGUGGUUAUGGAGGUGGGGAAGGAGGUGGAGCAGGAGGUGGAUAUAGUGGAGAACAUGGAGGAGGAUACGGAGGUGGAGGUGGAAGUGGAGGUGGCGGAGGAGGUGGUGCUGGAGGGGCGAAUGGAGGCGGAUAUGGUAGUGGUGGAGGAGCUGGUGGUGGAUAUGGCGGUGGAGCAUCUGGUGGUGGUGGUGGUGCUGGUGGAGGUUCUGGUGGUGGUGGAGGUGCACAUGGAGGAGGAUAUGGUGGUGGUGCUGGAGGUGGGGAAGGUGGAGGGCACGGUGGAUAUUACCCCUGAGCUUAGAAUGAAAUUCAAUAUAAUGAAAGAAUACUUAACUCCUUUUAACUAUAAUAGUUACAAGAAUAAGAUAUGGUUAUGAGGAUGUUUAUAAACUACUAUUAAAAUUUAUCUUUGCAUGUACGUGAAACGUUGAAUGAAUGCAAAUUGUUGCUUUGAUCAUCAAGAAUGAGGUAUCACUUAAGCUCGUCGUUUUGUUUUGUUUUGUUUCAAGCAUGAUUGUUUACUGUGAAAUUGAAUGAUUGCAGAAUGAUAUGCUUAUAAUAUAAUGGUGUUAAUUAAUCUUCA